This is a messenger RNA of Fusarium proliferatum ET1, 9081 nucleotides long. RefSeq lists its product as uncharacterized. Lineage: Eukaryota; Fungi; Ascomycota; Sordariomycetes; Hypocreales; Nectriaceae. The coding region runs from base 1 to 9081 and encodes 3026 amino acids. The record is from RefSeq and is a predicted model, not a curated record. The transcript is spliced from 2 exons.
AUGCGUCUUCGUCGUUUCAUCCCCGAACUUCUGCUCCUGGGCUCAACUACCCAAGCUCGACCUACGGAAGAGUGCCCUGACGGUGUUUCUAUCGUCAAGGUCCAGCCUGAAGUUAUCGUUGGGCUUCAGCCUGUUAGUAUAAGUGCUGUGUUCACUAGCAAUACAGUGCUUACUAUUGAUGGGACGACGAUUCCUAUCACUGGUGCUCCUACUACCUUGGUCACUGCGUUUACUAUCACCAAGACUUCGACUAGGUACAUCACUGGUAACCCGGAACCGUACUUUACUGGUCCCUAUACGACCAUCACUAGCAACAACCCCGGAUCGAACCCCACUACGAUCACCCGACCGCCCUCUGGCAAUGAUCACACCGGAACCGUUAUCAUAGUCAACCCAUCGGGUGGCUCGGGCGGCUCUGGUGGUACACGUCCCGCCUUCACCGGACCGUAUACGACUAUUACAAACAAUGGACCUGCUGGAAGUCACCCAACCACUUUGACUCUUCCUCCCUCGGGCAAUGACCCCAGCGGAACUGUUAUCGUGGUUGUUCCCUCUGGUACUGGUACUCAGAGCAAGCCUUUCACUGGUCCAUAUACGACCAUCACGAGCGCUGGUCCAGGAUCCCAGGCUACCACUCUGACACUCCCUCCUUCUGGUACUGGUGGUGUUGGAACUGUCAUCAUUAUUGAUCCAACAUCUCCUGGAUCCAAGCCCUCUUCUACCAACACAGGUAAGUCUCCGGCAACAACUCUCACUAUUCUACCAUCUGGCACGGAUGGCACUGGCACUGUUAUCGUUAUUGGACCUACGGCAUCUUCUGGAUCUGGACAUGCUUCGUCUGGUGGCUCGGCCCAUACCACGGCUGGAGGCUCUGGAGUCCCCAACCCCAGUUCUGUUAUUUCAAAGGGCACCUUCACUGGUCCGUUCACCACUAUUACUGGUAUCAACACUGGUUCUGCUGGUACAACCGUGACACUCCCCCCAUCUGGUACUGACUCCAUCGGCACUGUUAUCGUCUUGGAGCCUAGUACAAGUGCUCAGAAGACCACCUUCACAGGCCCUUUCACUACUAUCACUGGAGUCAACACUGGUUCUGCUGGAACUACAGUCACACUUCCCCCCUCGGGCACUGAUAGUGUCGGCACGGUUAUUGUCCUUGAGCCAAGCACGACUGCCCAGAGGACGACCUUUACAGGGCCCUUCACCACAAUCACUGGCGUCAAUUCCGGCACCGCUGCUUCAACUGUUACCCUUCCCCCCUCAGGCUCGGAUCCUACCGGUACUGUCAUUGUCCUCGAGCCCAGUGUGACAUCGAAGCCAAGUACCUUCACCGGCCCCUUUACAACCAUCACUGGAGUCAACACCGGCUCAUCGGGCACGACUGUCACUCUUCCCCCUUCCGGCACAGGCUCUGUAGGUACUGUCAUCGUCCUUGAACCUAGCACGACUGGACCGCGAAGCACUUUCACUGGCCCCUUUACCACCAUCACAGGGUCCGGUCCCAUCCCAACCACCGUCACACUUCCUCCUUCAGGCGGUGACCCAAGCGGUACUGUUAUCGUGAUUGGUCCCCCUUCAAGCACAACCUUUACUGGACCAUUCACUACCAUCACCGGUGUCAACACUGGUACUGGUUCCUCAACCGUCACACUUCCGCCCUCCGGCACCGAUACAGUUGGUACUGUCAUUGUGCUGGAACCAUCCACGACCAAGACAUUUACUGGACCUUUCACUACCAUUACUGGCGUCAACACUGGCACUGGCUCCUCCACAGUAACCUUGCCUCCUUCUGGUACCGAUACUAUCGGCACAGUGAUCGUGUUAGAGCCCUCAACAACCAGGACGUUCACGGGACCUUUCACUACUAUCACCGGCGUGAACACUGGGACUGCAACUGGUGCCUCAACUGUGACUCUUCCUCCCUCUGGCACUGACUCAGUCGGAACUGUGAUUGUCCUCGAGCCCUCGACUCGCACAACCUUCACGGGUCCUUUCACGACCAUCACUGGCGUCAACACUGGCACCGGGGCUUCUACUGUUACUUUACCUCCUUCCGGUACUGACACCAUUGGUACUGUUAUCGUGCUUGAGCCUUCAACCAGCGCCAGUGCCACUGGGCCUUUCACUGGACCAUUCACCACCAUCACGGGCGUAAACACUGGAACUGCAACUGGUGCUUCUACUAUUACCCUACCUCCUUCUGGCACGGACACUAUUGGUACAGUCAUUGUAUUGGAGCCCUCUACUCGUACGACCUUUACUGGCCCCUUCACAACAAUCACGGGAGUCAAUACGGGGACUGCAACUGGCGCUUCCACUCUGACUUUGCCUCCCUCUGGUAAUGACCCUACGGGUACUGUGAUUGUUUUGGAGCCUUCUGUUUCAGCCCCAGCGAGCAGCUUCACUGGACCUUUCACAACGAUUACCGGAGUGAACACUGGCACAGCAACUGGUGCUUCUACAUUAACCCUCCCUCCUAGUGGCACAGAUACUAUCGGUACUGUUAUCGUCUUAGAGCCUUCCACUUCUGCAGUCCCAACAACCUUUACUGGCCCAUUUACCACCAUAACCGGAGUGAACACAGGCACAGCUACGGGAGCCCAGACCGUCACCUUGCCACCCGCUGGAACCGACACCAUUGGCACUGUUAUUGUGUUGGAGCCCUCAACUUCUGUUCCUCCUUUCACCGGACCGUACACUACCAUCACUGGUGUCAACACAGGUACUGCGACUGGAGCCUCGACCAUCACACUUCCGCCAUCUGGAACAGAUACAAUCGGCACAGUCAUUGUAUUAGAGCCUUCGACAUCAGCACCUGCGUCAACAUUCACUGGUCCAUUCACCACUAUAACCGGUGUCAGCCCAGGUACCGCCACAGGAGCCUCAACAGUCACUCUCCCACCGUCCGGAACCGAUACCAUUGGAACCGUCAUCGUGCUCGAGCCAUCGACAUCAGCCUCUGCUUCCUCAUUUACGGGUCCUUUCACCACGAUCACUGGUAUCAACACAGGCACAGGCACGGGGGUAUCUACCAUCACUCUGCCUCCAACAGGAACUGACACCAUCGGAACUGUCAUUGUUCUUGAACCUUCGACCUCAGCUCCUGCUUCGACUUUCACCGGUCCUUUCACUACUAUCACUGGCGUCAACACGGGUACCGCUACUGGCACCUCUACCUUGACGCUUCCACCGUCAGGCACAGAUACUAUCGGCACUGUCAUCAUCCUCGAGCCCUCAACUUCAGCACCUGGUUCUACCUUCACUGGUCCCUACACCACCAUCACAGGUAGUGGACCAAUUGGCACAAGUAUUACUCUGUCCCCAUCUGGAACAGAUCCUGUUGGUACUGUGAUCGUGAUCGAGCCCACGCCCGUUUCAACUGUAUCCCCUGGAGCCACCGGAACUAGCGAGGGCUCAGGUGUUUCAUCAACCUCUAAUGGUUCUCAAGGUCAGUCAACGUCUUCCCCCGGAAGCUCCGACUCUGGCGCUUCAAGCACUUCCAGUUCCCCCUCCCAGCAAAGUUCAGAUGUUUCUUCUUCCCAUCCCUCUACCUCUGAUUCCUUGACCGAUGCCAACUCUGGUUCUAUGAGCGGCACUUUCAGUGGCUCUAUAGUAUCUUCGACUGGAGCUUGGUCAGGUGAGAUGUCAGGUUCUGUUACUGGUAGCUCUGAGUCUGCCUUCAGUACCUAUAGUCCCGCGUCCCAAGAGAGUUCAGGUGCUUCUUCUGUAUCCUCAGUGUCGGAUACCCUGUCCAACGGUGGCACCGUUGGUACUGAGUCUUUGAGCAGUACCUUUACUGGCACCGAUGGAUCUUUGACUGCUACUGCUUCGGGAGUACCGCCAACCUCUGGCUCUCAAAGUCAAGAGACUUCUGGUGCUGGAGGCCCGGGUACUUCUGGCACGGCAUCCCAACAGAGUUCAGAAGCUUCCGGCUCCCUUACCAACGGCAAUACUGGUAGCACUGGCCUUGGCGAGUCUACUGGUUCUCCAUCGGGUACUCUGUCAACCUCUACUCUAGGAAGCUCUGAUGGAGCUUCAAGCACCUCUGGCGCCGCGUCACAGCAGAGCUCUGAUACCUCAUCAGUCCCUGCUACAGAGACUGGUGGUAACACGGUUGCCCCCGGCUCCACUGGCACCACUUCUGGAGGUUCUCAAGCAUCAUCAACUGAGAUUCCUUCUGGAGCUGUGUCCUCUGACUUCGUUUCAGAGACAUCUUCACUUGGAUCAGGUACUACAUCUGAGACUGCCACCAAUGGCAACACUGGCGGUCCUGGUUCUGGAAGUACCAGUUCUGGUGACUCUGAAGUAACCUCCACUGAGGUUCUUUCAGAAGCUUCAUCCUCUGGGACUGGCGCGGAGACCACUUCAGCUGUAUCCGGUGCAUCUUCAGAUACCUUGACCAAUGGCAACACUGGCGGCUCUGAGUCUACCGACACCUCAGUUGGCUCUGGCGUGUCUUCAACGGGACUUCCCACUGUCUCCACAUCUGGCACUGGCGCAGGAACAUCCUCAGACGGAUCGGGUGCUUCUUCAACUCUAGGGUCGGAGACUAGUGGUAAUACUGGCUCCGAAUCUGCAAGCACUACGCCUGGUGCUUUCGAAGAGUCAUCUACUGGACUUCCUUCAGGAGCUUCAUCCUCGCAGUCCGGCUCAGAGACAUCACCAAUUGCAUCAGGAUCUUCUUCAGAUACCGCAACCAAUGCUAACACCGGCGCGUCAGGCUCUGCAACCACCACUUCUGGUGGCUUUGAAGUAUCCUCCACUGAAGUUCCCUCGGUUUCGUCCUCUGGCUCUGGUGCCGAGUCUUCUGGAGUCGAGACUUCUGGAGCUGGAUCAGACACCUCGAUUUCCCCGUCAGAGACUAGUGGUAACACUGGCGCCUCUGACACCACUGGGCCUGUCACCGCAAGUAGCACCUUCGCAGCUUCUGAAGGGUCAUCAACAGGAGUUCCAACUGAAACUGUAUCAUCUAGCUCUGGCGCUGAGACUUCUGGGGCUGGAUCAGGUACUUCUUUGGCUUCAUCGGAGACAGGUGGCAACACUGGUGCCUCUGGCACUACAAGCAGCACCUCAGGUGCCUCUGAAGGAUCCACGACCGGAGUUCCCACUGGUCAGAUAUCAUCUAGUCCUGGUACUGAGACAUCUGGAACCAAUUCGGGCGCUUCUUCCGCUUCAGUUACAGAGACUGACAACACUGGUGCCCCUACUGCGACAAGCACUAACGGCUCUGAAGAAUCUUCAACCGGUCUUCCCUCUGGUGCUACAUCCUCUGACACCGGCUCUGAGACCUCCACAACAGGAUUGGGUCCUUCUUCAACCGCUGGAGAAGAGUCAAGUACUGGUGCCCCGGCUGGUACGUCUGAUGGCUCUGAAGGCUCUUCGACAGGAAUCCCCACUGGCGCUACUUCAUCUGGUACUGGCUUAGAGACCUCAGGUGCUUCCUCGACAAUUGCUGAGGAGUCAAGCACUGGUGCCCCUGCCUCUACCGCCAGUGCCUCUAGUGGUUCCGAAGGAUCUUCAACUGAAGCCCCAUCUGGUACUACAUCAUCUGACUCCGGUUCAGAGACCACCCCCGCGGGAUCGGUUGCUUCUUCUUCGACUACCAGUGCAUCCGAAGGAUCUGAAGGAUCUUCGACUGGAGUUCCCUCCGGAUCCGAGGCCUCGUCUGGAAGCUCUGGUACCUCUGAGCCUGCUGGUGCCACUUCAUCUUCUGGACAAGGUGCAUCGUCUUCAGCUUCGGCUCCAGAGACUGACAGCACUGGUGUUCCUGUCUCUAUUAGCGGUACCUCUAUUGGUUCAGAAGGUUCUUCUACUGAACUUGCAACUGAGUCUUCACCUAGCUCUGGUGUAGAGACCACUUCGACUGGAUCAGGAGCUUCAACUGGCUCUGGCUCAGAGACCACCGCAGCUGGAGUAUCCACUGAACCUAUUUUCACCUCAUCAGGAUUCAUUACACGAGUUUCUAGUUCAUCGUCGUCUUCCGAAGAGAUCACUGACAUUUCAUCAGGCCCUGAUACCUCUACUGGUUCUAGUUCUCCUGCCACCGGCGCUUCUUCAACCUCUGACUCAGGUGCCGCUACUACCUCAUCGGAAACUGGAGCAGAGACUUCGAGCUCCGCUGGAGAGCCUUCAGACACUUCAUCAGGAUCUGGUGGCUCUUCCACUUCAGGUACUCCCUCCGAGAGCUCCAACACCUCCGCCAACCCAGGAGAGUCUUCUUCUGCUGCUGGAGAGUCUUCUGGUAUCCCUGCAGAGACUUCUUCCGGUCCUGGCUCUGAGACCACCGGUGCUUCGUCCUCUGGCGCAGGUGCCUCCACCUCAUCAGGACCUGAGUCUUCUUCUACCUCUGGUGUUCCUUCUGAGAGCUCCAAUACAUCUGCCCCCCCUGCUGAGUCUUCGUCUGAUGCUGGUGAGUCUUCCGGUACCUCAGGCGUUCCCUCAGAGACCUCUUCAGACUCUGGCUCUGAGAGUGCAUCAGCGUCCGCCACUUCUGCAGCCAGUGGAGAGUCUUCGGCGGUUUCUUCAUCUGGGCCUGAGUCAACUUCCGGUGGAUCUUCUGCUACAACCGAUGCUGGCUCGGACACUUCGAGCACUGCAGCUACCGCUGGUGAAUCCUCUGGAGCUUCAUCUGCUUCUCCUGAGUCCUCUUCUGCCGCUUCGUCGAUUCCCACUGAGACGCCUGGCACUUCUACGGGCGCUGAAGAGUCCUCUGCUGCCACAUCGGGUACUGCUUCUGAGACUUCCAGUGGCUCUGCCGUGAACACUUCAUCUGACAGUGGCGCCUCUUCUGAGCCUGCUACCUCCAGUUCCCCUGAGACUUCCUCGGGUCCCGCUGCCAGCUCGGGCGCUUCUAGUGAUUCUUCCGCUGCUCCCACGUCUGCAGCAUCUGAGGAGUCUUCUGCUACUUCGAAUGGUUCUUCCGAGACUUCCAGUGGUGAUAGCGCCAACAGCUCUUCAGAUGUUGGUGCCUCAUCAACCUCCGGCGCUGGAGCCACUACAUCGGAUGCUGCUGAGUCUUCGGUCACUUCUAAUACCCCUGCGGAGACUUCCAGUGACGUUGGUGUAAACACUUCAUCUGAUGGCGGUGCCUCUUCCGGUCCCGCUACCUCUGACGUUCCCGAGACUUCCUCAGGUGCCGCGACCAGUGACUCUCCCGCCAGCUCUGCUUCUGCACCAUCUGGUGGAUCCUCUGCUACAUCGGAUGUCCCAGCCCAAACCUCUAGUGAUGCUGGCGCUAGCAGCUCCUCAGACACCGGUGUCUCGUCUACCGCUGAGGCUGAAACCUCAUCUGCACCGGCCGGCGAGUCUUCACAGGCUACAUCGGAUGCCCCUGCUGAGACUUCCAGUGAUGGUGGUGCCAAUAGCUCUUCAGAUGCCGGCGCUUCGUCUACCUCUGAUGCUUCACCAACUUCGUCAGCCGGCUCUGAGUCCUCAUCUGCUCCAGUUGAAGAGUCUUCGUCUACAGCUGAUGUACCCGCGGAGACCUCAAGCGACGCCGGCUCAUCUGCUGCUGCAACAUCCUCCGAUGUACCUGAGUCAUCCUCAUCCGGUAGUGAGCCUACCAGCACUUCCGAUGGCUCCGGCGCCACUUCUUCUCCCGCAACAUCGAGCACCCCCGAGACCUCUUCCGAUGUCCCCGCAGAGACAUCCAGCGACGCUGGUGUCAACAGCUCCUCUGGUUCUGCCCCUACCACCUCUUCUGAUGCGGCCGAGACUUCUUCGGCUGGUACCGAACCGACCAGCAGCUCUGAUACUGCCGCUAGUACCACUUCAUCACCCGCUGAGGAGUCGUCAUCACCAGCUACCUCAGAUGCCCCCGUGACCUCUUCUGACGCUCCCGUUGAGACUUCUAGUGAUGUUCCAGCCAGCUCCGAAGAGGCUGAGACUUCAUCUGCCCCAGCCACGUCCUCUGACGCUGAGACGACUUCUGCCGGCACUGAGCCUACCAGCAGCGCAGCCGAUACCUCAUCAACCGCUGCCGCGACAUCUACUCCCGAGUCCUCUUCCGCUGCUCCUGAGACCAGCGCUGAGCCCACCUCAUCUGCUGCAGAGACGUCUGCUGAGCCUGCUACAACCGAAGCUCCAACCUCCGCAAGCCCAACCAGUCCUGAGGCUCAGACAUCCUCCUCUGCAACUGAGUGUAUCCCCUCACCAAACGUUUCGGGUACUUGUACCGUGGCUCUCCCCGCUGCCUGUGCACAACUCGAGACUACCAACGGUCUAGCUCUAAUCCCCGUCCUCGCUCUCUGCACCACUGCCCUCGGGCCCUAUGCCGUUGGUAACGUUGCCUCCUGUCUCGCAACCACCCCCAUCGUUGGCUCUUCUGGUUUGAGUAUCUUCAACUGUGUCGUUGAUGCCUUGGAAGAGCGUUGCAUCACAACUCUUCCCGACGCUUGUACAGAUCUGGCAAAUGCCAAUGGCCUUGAGCUUGUCGCCGAUGUUGCCGUUUGCGCUGUUGCUCUCGGUCCCUUUGCCGCUGGAAGUGCUGCGACAUGUCUGUCCACUGGCGACAUCACUGGCUCUACAACAGGUACAAGCAUCGUUGAGUGUCUUGAGAUUGCUUUUGGCCUUGCGUCCGGGUCAGGUACCGUUACUGGCAUCCCAUACUGCGCUGAGUCGACGACUACGCCAACGCCAACGCCUACGCCAACCCCUCAGCCGGCCUGCUUCACACUUCCCGAUGCCUGUGAGUCCAUUGGAAGUUUGACUGGUUCCGUCGCUAUCGGUGUAGCCGCUCCUGCGUGUAGAACAGCACUCGGCGCUUACAACACAGGUACCGUGGCGUCUUGUACCACCUCGGGUAUCGGUCUCUUCACGUCUGGCUCAGUUGUCGUUAAUUGUCUUAACAAUGCCCUCUCUGGGGUGUGUAUCUCAACACUCCCAGCGGCUUGUUCCAGCUUGGCUGGGCAGAAUGCCGUUCAGCUUGCCUUGAACCUUGGUGCCUGCGACACUGCUCUUGGUCCUUUCGGAGAGGGAGCGGCGGAAGAUUGCUUGAGCGUUCUUCAGGGCAGCGGCGACGCUGUUGUGAGCUGUCUCAACAAUGCACUUUUCUUUCCCACUACGGCUAGCUUGGCUAGAUAA